GCGGAGAAAUGUCCGACACUACAGUAAAUAGUUUAGAAGUUCCUUUAGUAUUAAAGCACGUUAAAAACAGGAGCAGUUUAAAAGAUCGAGAUGUUAGGAUAAUGAGCAAAAGAGGUCGAAUAAACCUUCAUCUAAACAAAAUUCCGGAUAAAUCUGUAAGAUAUGCCAGAGAUCUUUUUAACACCUUGGUUAAUAUGAGAUGGAGAUGGAUAAUCAUCCUCGUGAUCGCCUUAAAUAUCUUUGCUUACUGUUUUAUAGGUACGUUGUUCUGGUUGGAUGCUUGGUACACCGGCGAUUUUGAUGACAAAGACAACCACAGAGUGUGUAUUAGAGGAGUACACAAAUUUACCAGUUUUUUCAUGCUCGGAAUAGAAACCAUUACCACAACAGGAUAUGGUUAUUUUCAUCCGACAGAAUUCUGCAACUUCGUCUUUGCUAUUAUGACAUUCAGCACAUUGGUCACCAUUAUUAUAGACGGUGCUUUUAUUUCGGUGGUCUACGUGAAAUUUGGACGACCUUCGCACAAAGAGUCCAACUAUAUAUUUAGCAGAAAAGCUGUGAUAACUUUAAGGAAUGGGAAAAUGUGCCUUAUUAUACGAUUGAACGAUAAGAACGGAAAACACUGGAUAGACAGCAAGAUAAAUUUGUUUCUAGUAAGAGAACGCGUUGUGGAUAAUAUGGAGUUUGUGCAUAAUUAUGUGGAAGAAUUAUCUAUAAAACCGUUGGGGGCGAUAUUUUGGCCUGUAGAAAUUGUUCACGAGAUUGAUUCGAGUAGUCCUUUGUGGACAUACUCACCUGAGGACAUUAUUUCUAAAAGGAUUGAAAUUUUGGCGAUAAUAUCUGGUUGCUCGACUCAGACUGGACAACCUUCGAGGAGUCAGACAUCAUAUUUAAGCAAAGAAAUUUUAUGGGGCUAUAGAUUUGAAGACUGUUUAGAAUUCAAUCAUGUUAAAGGCGAAUAUUACGUCAAUAACAAAAACUUCAAUGAAACACGAGAAUUUGAUGCACCUCUUUGUAGUCCUCAAAUGUUAGAGAUCAUGUAUAGAGAUAGUAUAGAUUCUAGUUUAGCCUAGUUAAAUACAGAUACCCGUUUUAAAUUAUAUGGGAAGCGGCAUGAAUGCAAGUUAAACUCUGAUAUACAUAUAGACAUAUAUUAUACAAGGUGAAACCACCAUUUAAUAUUAAGACUGAAUUAUCAACUAUAUUUUUCUAUUCUUCCAGAACUUUUAAUUUUUUGCCUUCCAAGAGUAUAACUAACUAUACUCUUAUAUUUUAUGAUGCUGAAAAUAGUUAUUGCUCCAAAGUAGGGCCCACCAUUUGCCUUGUUCCAUUAAACAUUAAUAACAUUAUUUAAAUUUAAAAAAUGUAGCUUUUCUUUAGAGUAAUAAUCUAAGGAAAUAUAUCUUUCUUUUAUCUAUAUACAUUAUAAUUAAAUUACAUUAUAGAAGUAAAAAUAGGCGUCAUUAAACCACGUUAAGUAUGGUAUGUUAGAUUCUUCAUCUAAAAACUCUUUUUCCUAAGAAUGAAAAAAUUUCUGUGUUUCUUGUUUAACGGUAGUCUGAAAUUUUUCUGAAACUGCUGACUAACAUGUUAUCAAAAAAUCGAAGUAGUUAGUCUUAAGAGAUGAAAAAUGAGUAUAAAUAUUUUGUUAUAUUAAAUUUCGAUGAUGAUGAUC
Aethina tumida (small hive beetle) is the source of this 1675-nucleotide messenger RNA. RefSeq names its product inward rectifier potassium channel 2-like. Gene Ontology annotation, cellular component: plasma membrane. Lineage: Eukaryota; Metazoa; Arthropoda; Insecta; Coleoptera; Nitidulidae. The record is from RefSeq and is a predicted model, not a curated record. Gene Ontology annotation, biological process: potassium ion import across plasma membrane; regulation of monoatomic ion transmembrane transport. Gene Ontology annotation, molecular function: inward rectifier potassium channel activity. Bases 9 to 1073 code for a protein of 354 amino acids. The transcript is spliced from 5 exons.